This is a messenger RNA of Heterobilharzia americana, 534 nucleotides long. Lineage: Eukaryota; Metazoa; Platyhelminthes; Trematoda; Strigeidida; Schistosomatidae. The record is from the annotation of a GenBank genome assembly.
AUGGCGGCUAGAUAUCGGGACGUUGGUACGAAGGUAUACAUCGGUGACUUGCCCAGAGAGGCUUCCGAACGUGAACUCGAACGCAUAUUCCGAGAAUAUGGGAGAUUGCGUAAUGUAUGGGUUGCAAGAAACCCUCCUGGGUUUGCCUUUGUUGAAUUUGAAGAUGCAGCAGAUGCCAGUGACGCUGUGCGUGAACUUGAUGGAACAGUUAUGUGUGGUGUCCGCGCCCGGGUCGAAUUAAGUACUGGAAAGUCUCGACAGAAGCCUUGGGUGCGUGGUGGAGGUGGUGGUGGCGGCGGCGGUGGUCCUCGCAAUAGUGGGGGACGUGACAAUGGAUUUGGUCCUCGUCGAAUGAAACCGUUUGAUCCGACUGACAGGUGUUACGAAUGUGGAGAACGAGGACAUUACGCCUACGACUGUCGUCGCCGAGGAGGCGGUCAAGGAGCUCCCAACGGACGCGGCAGGCCCGAUGGCCGAAGAAGGUCGAGGUCCUUGUCGAACCAUAGAAGCUUUUCACGAAGCCGCAGUCGUUGA